Molecule: messenger RNA, 1080 nt
Organism: Monodelphis domestica (gray short-tailed opossum)
Lineage: Eukaryota; Metazoa; Chordata; Mammalia; Didelphimorphia; Didelphidae
Source: RefSeq, a predicted model, not a curated record
AUGGUGGGGCUCACAGGCAGCAUGAGGUUGCAGUUUGGGCACACAAACUUGGAAACCUUCGCCAAGGCUGACCUAGACUUUGCCAUGAAGAACAUGAGGCCUGGGAACCAAAGCCAGAGCUGUUCCUUCACAAGAGUCGACAGCCUGAUGAGGACGGUGCAGCUGGGCGUCCACAUCCCCACGUUCCUCCUGGGCCUCGGCCUCAACGUGCUGGCCAUCCACAGCUUUGCCUCCUUCCUGAGGAAGCGGCAGGAGGAGUACAGGGCCACCUCCAUCUACAUGAUCAAUCUGGCGGCCUUCGAUCUGCUGCUCGUGCUCUCUCUCCCAUUCAAGAUGGCGCUGUCCCAGGGCCCUGCCCACCCGGCGUCCUUCUGCACCAUGGUGGAGUGCCUCUACUUCGUCAGCAUGUACGGGAGCGUCUUCACCAUCACUUUCAUCAGCCUCGACCGCUACCUGUCCAUCAGGUACCCGAUGGAGGUCAAACACCUCCGAUCGCCGAGGAACAUCUCCAUCGUCUGCUGCACCAUCUGGGCCCUGGUGUGGGCGGCCAGCAUCCCCAUCUACUCCUUUCACGGAGAGGCGGGCAACUCCACGUGCUUCCACAACAUGUCGAGCGGAGCCUGGAGCGUCUCGGCCAUCGUCCCUCUGCAGCUCUUCGGAUUUCUCCUUCCCAUGGCCACCGUCUGCUUCUGCUCCUUCAGCAGCAUCUACAUUCUGCUGGGCAAGGCAGAGCAGAGGAAGACUCUGGCCAGGAAGAGGGCGGACGUCAUCCGCUCCAUUGCCGCCAGCCUGGCCGUCUUUGUGGCCUCCUUCCUGCCCGUCCACCUCUGCAUCUUCCUGCAGUUCCUGGUGAGGAAUGACUUCAUCCAAGACUGCCCUACCAAGCAGGGCAUCAGCUUCUCCCUGCAGCUGGCCCUCUGCCUCUCCAACGUCAACUGUUGCUUGGAUGUCUUCUGCUACUACUUUGUUAACAGAGAGUUCAGGGCAGGGAUUUUGACUCACCACCGGCCUUCCAGGGCUCAGCUUUUCCGACAAGAGAGCAUGGCCGCGAGCACUGAGGAUACAGAGGGAAAGCUCUAA